Aspergillus japonicus CBS 114.51 is the source of this 522-nucleotide messenger RNA. RefSeq lists its product as uncharacterized. Lineage: Eukaryota; Fungi; Ascomycota; Eurotiomycetes; Eurotiales; Aspergillaceae. The transcript has a single exon. The coding region runs from base 110 to 391 and encodes 93 amino acids. The record is from RefSeq and is a predicted model, not a curated record.
AGGAUUGCACCGAUGUACCCGAGCUUGUGACUUGAUUAUAUUCACAACACGAGAGCAAGCUGUGAGUUGAGCUUGCCUUCGGGCCUGUUCGGUCGGUCUUACCUUCCUGAUGUGGGGACAUCCAAAAGUGGUUGCCCGAUUCAAUGGGUUCCGGAGUCGCCACCGGCAGCUGCUCCCCAGCUUACAUGAGCUUCACCUAUAUAGCCUUACUCUCUUGACUUCCUAUUCAUGUCGCCCACGUUUCCCUCAGUCUUUAUUCACUUCACUUCUUAUUCCUAUUUCUAUCAUGGAUUUUUGCCAUGGAUGGGUUUCUCACAGCCUGUUGUCAGAACAAACUUUACUAAUUAGUCAUAUGACAGAACAGGAGGUCAGCCUUAUCUAUUCUUCGUGAGAGCUAGUAUUUUCGGGCAGAAUAUUUGUGCUCCUAAUAGAGUUCGCGAAUUUGUAUUUACUUUUUAUCCGAAGCGAGUCCCAGCCCGGUUCAGGUGACUACAGAUCCCAUCCAUUUUUUUCGCCUUCGAC